AUGAAAGCAUUGUCCUUGCGCCUACUGCAGUGGCUCGCUGUGUUUGGAUGUACUGCUGCUCAAAACGCCUACCUCUACAACCUCGAUAUCCAACCACUGGCCGGAUCUUUCUUGAAAGACUCCUCCAUCGAUUCUGAGACAGCAAAUGCCAUUCUUGCACGUCGGUUACGCGCAACAGAAUCGAGUAGCCUUGGCUCGGUGGACGACGUCGUUCUGGAGCACUUGAAUCGAUAUGGAGGUCAGCAAGCAUUAUCGCUCUUCCAGAAUGAAGCGGCAUCAUCUAUACCAGACAGACUGUUGAUAGCCCUAGAAGGAUAUGAGGGGGAGCCAUUAUCGAUUGCGCCUGGAUUUAGGAUCGAGAAGGCGAACCCCCAACUCGCCAGCAUUCCCCAAAUGGCGGCUAUGGUCGGAGAGAAGAGCUUCGAUACAAGUAGCUGCAGCAAAUAUACAUCAUUGAAGUCUGGUAUGCAUGUCGCCUACAUAGUUGAUUCAAAGGGUGGUACAUGCGUUGGACAGGACAAAAUAGAUCGAUUGCUAGAGGAUGAACCCGUAAAGGAAGAUCAAAUGAAUCAUUUGGCUGCGCUCUUCGCCAACGGAGGACGACCAUUGAGAGCUGUCGUGAAGCUGGACAUGACCCGAACGAAGAAGCUAUCUCAAGAAGCACGCAACUCCGUUAUCACCAAGUCUUUCGACUCCUGGUACAAGAUCCUCGAACCACUUGCAAAAGCAGGCAAACUCGAAUCCACCAUCCUUCUCCUCCCCUCCCGUCGAGCACCACCAAUCCUCAAUCUCAACCGGCGCCAAAUUCCUCUCGAGGAGGAAGAAGCACCCCUCUCUCAACCCUCCGUCUCCAUCUCCUCUCCAUCCGAAGCCUCCCAACCCUCAAUCACCAAUAAUUCCAACAAUCCUACCUUUCACCCCCUCCCACCCCUCGGCACCUUCCUCCCCUCCUGCUUCCCCAACAACCAAAACUGCACAUCCUACACCAACAACUGCAGCGGCCGCGGCUCCUGCUACGCCAAAUCCAGCACCUGCCAUCAGUGUCGAUGCGGCACCACCAUCGUGCGUCAGGACAGCGAUGGCAAGAACAUCAAGACCGUGCAAUGGGGCGGGACGGCGUGCGAGAGGAAAGAUGUCAGUGUGCCGUUUUUCCUGUUUGCGGGCUUUGGGGUGCUCAUGGCAGCGCUUGUGGUGGGUGCCGUGGGCAUGCUCUAUGAGAUGGGAAGUGAGGAGUUGCCGAGCGUUAUUGGUGCAGGAGUCACAGGGCCGAGGGCUCAGAGGUAG
This is a messenger RNA of Endocarpon pusillum Z07020, 1284 nucleotides long. RefSeq lists its product as uncharacterized. NCBI's taxonomy places the organism in Eukaryota, Fungi, Ascomycota, Eurotiomycetes, Verrucariales, Verrucariaceae. Gene Ontology annotation, cellular component: endoplasmic reticulum. The record is from RefSeq and is a predicted model, not a curated record. The transcript has 4 exons. The coding region runs from base 1 to 1284 and encodes 427 amino acids.